AUGAGGAGAAAGAGUAAACUUCAGGCAUCACUCUUAGAUGUUAGGGUUCACGUUGAAUCAAACAACCCCAAAAGGCCAGCUGUUGCCAAGUACCUCCAAAACUUGUUUGAUUUGGAAGCAGAGCGUGGAAGGAAGGUUCUUCCAGUGGACAACCUGCUAGUUGGUAAAACUCGUAAGGAGGCAUCAAGGAUGUUUUUUGAAGCAUUGGUACUUAAAACAAGAGAUUACAUCCAUGUAGAACAGGAGAAUCCCUUUGACACCAUUAAUAUAAAGCCUGGAGUGAAGCUUUUGAAAUCCUGUUUUUGA
Molecule: messenger RNA, 306 nt
Organism: Ilex paraguariensis (yerba mate)
Lineage: Eukaryota; Viridiplantae; Streptophyta; Magnoliopsida; Aquifoliales; Aquifoliaceae
Source: the annotation of a GenBank genome assembly